This is a messenger RNA of Dipodomys ordii (Ord's kangaroo rat), 1951 nucleotides long. RefSeq names its product sodium-coupled monocarboxylate transporter 2-like. Gene Ontology annotation, molecular function: symporter activity; lactate transmembrane transporter activity. The transcript has 15 exons. Bases 54 to 1910 code for a protein of 618 amino acids. Gene Ontology annotation, cellular component: membrane. Gene Ontology annotation, biological process: transmembrane transport; sodium ion transport. Lineage: Eukaryota; Metazoa; Chordata; Mammalia; Rodentia; Heteromyidae. The record is from RefSeq and is a predicted model, not a curated record.
UACUAAGACCUGAUUGGAAGCAACGUUCUGUGGUCAUACUUUCCAGCAUAAAGAUGAAGAGCUUUUCAGCUUGGGAUUAUGUUGUAUUUGCAGCCCUCUUCGUCAUUUCUGUGGGAAUUGGCGUGUUCUUUGCUAUUAAGGAAAGGAAAAAGGCAACCUCUGGGGAGUUCCUGGUAGGAGGAAGGCAAAUGAGCUUUGGCCCUGUAGCUUUGUCUCUGACAGCCAGCUUCAUGUCGGCUGUCACUGUCCUGGGAAGCCCUGCUGAAGUCUACCGCUUUGGAGCAUCCUUCAUAUUUCUCUGUGUUGCAUAUUUCUUUGUUAUCACAUUUACAUCUGAGCUUUUUAUCCCUGUGUUCUACAGAUCUGGCAUCACCAGCACCUAUGAGUAUUUACAACUACGAUUCAACAAACCAGUCCGCGUGGCAGCAACAGUCAUUUACAUUGUGCAGACGAUUCUCUACACAGGGGUGGUGGUGUACGCGCCUUCUCUGGCACUCAAUCAAGUAACUGGGUUUGAUCUCUGGGGCUCUGUGUUUGCAACAGGAAUUGUUUGCACAUUCUACUGUACCGUGGGAGGACUUAAAGCAGUGGUAUGGACAGAUGUGUUUCAGAUGGUCGUCAUGUUUGCGGGCUUCUUAUCGGUUCUGAUUCAAGGAUCAGCGAAGGCUGGUGGGUUCCACAAUGUAUGGGAGCAAGCCAAAAAUGGAUCCCGACUCCACGUGUUUGAUUUUGACGUGGAUCCUCUCCGACGACACACGUUUUGGACACUCUCAGUGGGAGGAACAUUUACAUGGCUUGGAGUCUACGGAGUUAAUCAAUCUGCCAUCCAGAGAUGCAUUUCUUGCAAAACAGAAAAGCAGGCGAAGCUUGCCUUAUAUUUUAAUUUGUUGGGUCUCUGGAUCAUUUCUUUCUGUGCUGUCUUCUCUGGAUUAAUCAUGUACUCCUACUUCAAAGAUUGUGACCCUUGGACUUCUGGAAAUAUCUCAGCACCAGACCAGUUGAUGCCAUAUUUUGUUAUGGAGAUAUUUGAAACUAUGCCAGGACUUCCAGGACUUUUUGUGGCUAGUGCCUUUAGUGGAACACUGAGCACAGUGGCUGCCAGCAUCAAUGCUUUAGCAACAGUGACCUUUGAGGAUUUUGUCAAGACCUGCUUUCCCCAUCUCUCUGACAAGAAGAGCACUUGGAUCAGUAAAGGCUUAUGUCUCCUGUUUGGCAUAGUGUGCACCUCUAUGGCAGUGCUUGCAUCGCUCAUGGGUAGUGUUAUACAGGCUACCAUCAGCAUCCAUGGUAUGUGCGGGGGACCGAUGCUGGGUUUAUUCUCUCUGGGAAUCCUCUUCCCUUUUGUGAACUGGAAGGGUGCGCUAGGAGGCUUCAUUACUGGGAUCGCCUUCUCAUUUUGGGUAGGCAUCGGGUCCUUCAUUUAUCCUGCCCCAGAUUCUAAGACGUGGCCUUUGCCUUUAUCAACAGACCAAUGUGUCCAAUCAAAUAUGACAACGACAAUCCGUUCAGAGAUCUCUAACAGACCUGCACUAGCUGACACCUGGUACUCACUCUCCUACCUUUACUUCAGUGCUGUGGGCUACUUAGGAUGCAUUGGUGCUGGAAUAAUCAUCAGCUUCAUCACAGGUCUGCAAAAUGGCAACGAUAUUAACCCACUCUUAAUUAGACCAGUUUGCAAUCUAUUUUGCUUUUGGUCUAAAAAAUACAAAACUCUGUGCUGGUGUGGCGUUCGGCAUGACAGUGAAACAGAGCAGGAUUACCAUGAGAACAGUAGUGCCUGGAAACAAGGUUCCGGAUAUGCCUUACAGAAUGGACUCAGGCAAGACAACCUGAGCCAUUGUCCAGGCUUUGAUCCCAAGAACAAAAGCUACAACAACAUGGCAUCAGAGUCAGAGAUUACGCAUUUUUAGGAUGAUGCAUGUGAAUGCAUAUUUGCACAUACACAUAUAUA